CAGGUUUUUGCGCUACCACCCAAAGCAAGGUCAUUUACAUGUGCGACCAAGGUGAUGUUGAGGUUGCCCGCAGCCAUGCUGGUGAAGCUCUCACAGGAUUUGCGGGACGGCCACAUGAGAAUGACGACGAAGGGUGUGUAACCCAGGGUCCUUACUGGCGGCCAGCUGGGUCGGCCGUUUCAGGAGGCCCAGCAAGUAUACAAAUUGAACGUCCAUGGUACGAUAGUCCAUACACAGGAUAUAACCUGCCAGUGGCUCCUCCGGCUCCGCAGAUAUUGACGGGUGUUUGGCAUCUUCCAACGGACUUUGUGAAUUGCAACUCAAGCACUAGCAGCGCAACGCGAGGGAGUUUCAAGACAAGAGCACCGCACACUUCCAAACCACGAGUUUGAGAGCCAGAUAACAACCGCCCAGCAUGAUCCUCGCCGACCUCGUUUCCAUCAUCCUGCGCCUCGCGGAGCUGGCCUUUGCCGCCAUUGUGGCAGGCCUCAACGGCGACUACCUGCAUUCGGUGACGGGCACCAGCUCGUGGCACCUCGGGCGCUUCAUCUACACCGAAGUGGUCGCGGGCCUCGCCAUCCUGCUCGCCAUCAUCUGGCUGUUCCCCUUCAGCGGGUCCUUCAUCCACUGGCCGGUCGACUUCGUCAUCAGCGUGGCCUGGUUUGUCGCCUUCGGCCUGCUUGUUGACUGGUUGGACGACAGCUGCGGCGACGUCUUUGAUUGGGACGGCAUCAACUUCAACGGCACUGCGUCAUGCGCACAGUGGAAGGCUGUCAUCGCCUUUUCGUUUUUGAGCGCCAUUUGCUGGCUUGUCAGCGCCAUCUUGGGCAUUUAUUGGGUCCGCCGUCAUACGGCCCCGGCCGCCGGGGGCUAUCACCGACGCCGCUGGUACCGUUCGAGAGUCUAAAUGAAUCGUCUGGGGGCAUGCCAAUUGUCGUUGUCUCUCUCCGUCGGAUAAGCGCUCUCUGCUGCACGCCAAUUGCGCCCAUUUCUCUCGAACUCAUGAUACCCACCGCUUGUUCUUUAAUACCCGGUUUCUUUUGAUGUUAUUGCAGCCAUAGUUUCGAGUCUGAUCCUGUGUGGGCUGCUUCUUACUCUAUGUCUUUCAAGAUGACUCGGAUCAAGUCUAAUUUCAUUCUUUGCAUGCUGGAGGCCCAUUAUCGUGGAAACCGAGCAACUGUAUUGUGGUAAUGAGUUCCUACAAAAGAACAUUUCACAUCACCA
This is a messenger RNA of Chaetomium strumarium, 1224 nucleotides long. RefSeq names its product membrane-associating domain-containing protein. The record is from RefSeq and is a predicted model, not a curated record. Bases 416 to 907 code for a protein of 163 amino acids. The transcript has 3 exons. Gene Ontology annotation, cellular component: membrane. Lineage: Eukaryota; Fungi; Ascomycota; Sordariomycetes; Sordariales; Chaetomiaceae.